CGUAGCAUAUGCAUGUAUAACAUGGAGGACCAUGAGAUGAUGUCCACGUGCAUUGGCUUGGAGUCUGACAAAGUCACAGAGAGAAAGAAAUGUGCAGACAAACUUUUGAAACUUAUUGGGAAGACGUAUGUCACUCAUAGUUUAGACAAGGCUACGGACAAAAAGAGAAAAGAACGCUGUAAAGGUUUUGGAUGGGAUAAUGUAUUCAAGGCAGUGAAGGGAUUUGUUCGAAAAGAACUUGAGGCUUUGCAAAAGGGACAAUCAAGAACAGCUGCUACAACUAACAAGAAGAAGCUGGAAAUAUGUUUUAUCUUUAAAACAGUCAUCAGAACUAUUAACAAGAAUGGCCCCCGAUUGAAAGUAACUGAUGUAAUAGAGCAUAUUCAGACAACAUUGCAAGAUGAGUUUGCAUGUUCAGUUGUUGGUGCCGAUUAUAGUAACAUUCUUAUGAAAGAAAUUUUACCUGAACAGAGAUAUUGGAGAGACAUUCCACCCAAGUCUUGGCAGGGUUUACUGCAGAUAUAUUGUCAGUUGUUCUACCAGUCUCCAGUAGGCUUCAAUCGUUUCCUGUCAGCUCAAAUCAUUCAGUUGAUGAUGCGUGGGGCUACUAGACAAGCUGACCUUAGACCAAAAUGCUUCCUUGAAUUCUAUACAAAAGUGUUGGCCCUAGAUUUUUUAAGGUCUGAAGUCAGUAUAACCAGCAAUAUCUUGGAGCGUCUCAUCUCAUCCCUCAAUGAGCUAACCAAAACUGUAGCAGCCAGGUGCAGGACACAGUUCUCUCGUCUUGGUGAAGACAUUUUCCCAGGAUUACUGUAUUGUUGGAGCUACAGGCCCACGGACAGGCUUAAGAGUGCAAUCAUUGAAUGUUGGCAGCAUCAGGUUUCUAUUCAUCAUCCUAAAGGUGCAAAAACGGAAGAAGAGGGUGCUUUUGCUGUAGACUCCAGGUCUUGGAAGUACAAUCUGACCAAGCUCUACAGUGUGUUAUUGGAGGAAAUUGGAACUCAAGAGACAAGGACUCGUUAUACCACUGGGUCAAGAGAGGUUGCUGUGAAACCAGCUCUUAUUGCUCUUGCAGCUGAUGUUUGCCAUCAGGUUCUUCAUAUAGACCAACUAAUACUGAAAAAAAAACAAACAUUGUUAAUACUAGAAAAACAGGUAAUAACGCGUUGCCACAGUGCUGAAAUAUACGAUGUAGAUUUCUGCACCGAUCAUAGUCACCGUAGCAUAUGCAUGUAUAACAUGGAGGACCAUGAGAUGAUGUCCACGUGCAUUGGCUUGGAGUCUGACAAAGUCACAGAGAGAAAGAAAUGUGCAGACAAACUUUUGAAACUUAUUGGGAAGACGUAUGUCACUCAUAGUUUAGACAAGGCUACAGACAAAAAGAGAAAAGAACGCUGUAAAGGUUUUGGAUGGGAUAAUGUAUUCAAGGCAGUGAAGGGUUUUGUUCGAAAAGAACUUGAGGCUCUGCAAAAGGGACAAUCAAGAACAGCUGCUACAACUAACAAGAAGAAGCUGGAAAUAUGUUUUAUCUUUAAAACAGUCAUCAGAACUAUUAACAAGAAUGGCCCCCGAUUGAAAGUAACUGAUGUAAUAGAGCAUAUUCAGACAACAUUGCAAGAUGAGUUUGCAUGUUCAGUUGUUGGUGCCGAUUAUAGUAACAUUCUUAUGAAAGAAAUUUUACCUGAACAGAGAUAUUGGAGAGACAUUCCACCCAAGUCUUGGCAGGGUUUACUGCAGAUAUAUUGUCAGUUGUUCUACCAGUCUCCAGUAGGCUUCAAUCGUUUCCUGUCAGCUCAAAUCAUUCAGUUGAUGAUGCGUGGGGCUACUAGACAAGCUGACCUUAGACCAAAAUGCUUCCUUGAAUUCUAUACAAAAGUGUUGGCCCUAGAUUUUUUAAGGUCUGAAGUCAGUAUAACCAGCAAUAUCUUGGAGCGUCUCAUCUCAUCCCUCAAUGAGCUAACCAAAACUGUUGCAGCCAGGUGCAGGACACAGUUCUCUCGUCUUGGUGAAGACAUUUUCCCAGGAUUACUCUAUUGUUGGAGCUACAGGCCCACAGACAGACUUAAGAGUGCAAUCAUUGAAUGUUGGCAACAUCAGGUUUCUAUUCAUCAUCCCAAAGGUGCAAAAACGGAAGAAGAAGGUGCUUUUGCUGUAGAUUCCAGGUCUUGGAAGUACAAUCUGACCAAGCUGUACAGUGUGCUACUGGAAGAAAUUGGAACUCAAGAGACAAGGACUCGUUAUACCACUGGAUCAAGAGAGGUUGCUGUGAAACCAGCUCUUAUUGCUCUUGCAGCUGAUGUUUGCCAUCAGCUUUUUAGUGAGGAGACCGCUGUGCUGGAAGUCACACAGAUUAGUACCACACAGAGUGGAGGGGCUAAGAGAAGAGGCAUUGAGGUUGGCUGGCAGACCAUCACUGACAAACUCCAUACACAGAAUAAAAGCCAUACUUUACCAUGGCUUGGUUUGCUGACCCAGCUGGUGUCAAGGUAUCCAGGUGGAAUGGAUGAAGAUCGCAGACAUGAACUCUUGAUAAUACUUGAGCAGAGUUUUGGAGAGGACAAUAAACCUGAGGUGACGGCAGGUCUAGCCAGAUGUUUGGCAGCCGUGGCUGAUGUCUCAGGCACACAGGACAGUAGGGAAGGGCACUGCAGGGACUCUUUACUGUGGGGAAGAGUAUGGAUUGCAGGUGUAAGGAAUAUAAGCCUUCAGAAUGCAGUAGCAGAAAACUUCUCCUUGUUAACCUCCCUAGUGAUCUCUGGCUAUGGAAGAGCAGACAAGACUAUUUGGACAUUGUUUGGCAACACUGGCACUGCCCCUAUAGAGACAGCAGUACGAUUCCUGCAGCUUUAUAUUCAGAAAUUCCCACUGCCAGAGAGUUUCAGUCCACUCCCCCUUGCCAUUGCUGCGGAUGCCUACACAUUAAGGCGGGUUUUAUUUGACUGGCUUUUGCCAAAUAUGAGAAAUCCACUGAAGGUUCAGACAGAGGUGCCAGAGGUUGAUGUUGCAAUACUUGCCAGUGUAUUAGCCAGUCUUACUUCCCAUGAUGCUGCUCCUGUUCACUUUGACAAGGAAGAAACAGAUGAAUGGAGUGAAUCCACUGCAGAUUUUGAGAAACUGUAUUUGAAAACUGCAUUCAAAUGGAAAGAGAAGAGACAGGAGCUAAUUUCACCAGUGCCAAAGCAGAUGGUUCAACACAGUCGGAUACCUGAACUUUCAAGGGAUUUGCUGAAACGAUGUGCUGAGUGUCUUAAAGAGCUGGACUCUGAGGGGCAUUCAGUGGAUUCCCUGGGGUAUUGGUGUGCCGUGGUGGGGACAGUGGUUUGGACACUCACACUUACUGGGUCUGCACUGGAGGAGCUCAGACAGAUAUGGAAGUUGGUGAUACGAACACUGACCUACAAAGUGAGUGAAGAAUUCAACAAAAAGAAUGCUUCGGUUUGUAUGAGGUUACUAGAAUAUUUGCAUCACCUGUACACCUUGAUGCAGUAUGAGUCUGCCAGUAGCAGGGAGAUGGCAGCAAGUAUGGCUGGGGCCGAGGCAGAGGGAGUAAUGGAUGCCUUAUUGCAGGUUGUCCAUAUCAAGGGUUCUGUAGGCAGUGCCAAUGUACAUAGACCACUUAGUGUAAUGGAGGAUGAAGAAGAUGGCAUGGAUGUUGAAGACAUGGAUGAUGGUUUUGGUGGCAUGGAAUUUGGGGAGUCCGAAGCCCAUGGUGCUACUGUUACUGAAGGUUUUUCUAGCCUGCUGAGCAGUAGUGUGCUGACAGAGAGCCAGGCACUCAGUCUGAAGGCAGCCAGUGUGUUGUGUUGCCUCUGUAGAAGCCUAGGGGAGCAGCCAUUAACAGAGUCUAUGAGGACUAAAUUAAUUGAAAUAUUCACUGCAGAGUCCUGGGAUCCUGGUGCACCAUUUGAUCUACAAUUAUUCUUGUUGGUGCUGGAUGGUUUGUCACACAAGGGCUGUGGAGUAUUCACAGAGAGUGAUCUGGAAGAUGUGAUGACUGCCUUAGGUUUUUUGCUGAAGGUCCAUAAGCUGGACCAUGAGAUCAGUGCCACAGGUCUUCAGCUGAUGGGCAAGAUGAUCCCACACCUUAGUGAAGGUGGCGCCACUUGUAGUGAGACCAUGCAGAAGUGCCAAAAGAUGGCAUUGCAGCUUCUUAGGUUCUUUUGGAUCCAAUAUACAGAACAGAAGAUCCCAAUGCCUGUGAAUAUGAGGUUGUCCAUGGUUUACUGCUUUCAGGCUUUCAUACAGUGUGAUCCAGCAGGAAAAUGGGCAUUUUGGCAGGAGAAGAGUGGACUCCAAGAUACACUACUCCUUACUGAUACAUUUUGUACACUGUUGAAAGAUGCCAGCAGAUUGGUACAGCAGUGUUGUGCAGAAAGAAUUAAUAUCUUGUUUGUCCACCCUGACACAGAGGGCAGACUGUGCUGGAAGAGCAAAAAAGAACAGAAGAACAUAUUUCAAGUGGUCUAUAGUGUGCUGCAGGAUGUCUUGGUCAUACAGGGUCGUCUUUCCCCUGAUGAACAGCAAGAUGAGAGUGUCAAUAAUAUAAGUACAAUGCUGCAAACUCUGGCCUCCAUAGCCAAGUGUACCCCUGUGUGUGAGAAGCAGGCAGUGUGUGCUGUAUGUAUACAGAUCAGGGAGCACAAUUUGGACCUAGAACUGGCACAGAAAGUAAUUUGGCUGAACAUUUUGGCUUCCAGCUUGUUUGUCCACCCUGACAAAGAGGGCAGACUGUGCUGGAAGAGCAAAAAAGAACAGAAGAACAUAUUUCAAGUGGUCUAUAGUGUGCUGCAGGAUGUCUUGGUCAUACAGGGUCGUCUUUCCCCUGAUGAACAGCAAGAUGAGAGUGUCAAUAAUAUAAGUACAAUGCUGCAAACUCUGGCCUCCAUAGCCAAGUGUACCCCUGUGUGUGAGAAGCAGGCAGUGUGUGCUGUAUGUAUACAGAUCAGGGAGCACAAUUUGGACCUAGAACUGGCACAGAAAGUUCUAUUGGAUGUGAGUAGCAGUCUAGGGUAUGGAUCAGUUGCAGACUACAUGGCAACCCAUGUCCCUUAUAUCUUACAACAGUGGACAGAGAUGAAGUACCCACUGGGGGAGUUCCCUUACCAGUUGAUGGGGUGCACUAACCUGGCUGAAUUUUUAAGGACUUUCCUCCAUGUGAUCAUCCCGUAUCAAGUUAUGCUGCAAGAUUUUGAGGGGACAAAGUUUGUAGCGGAAACUGUCCAGCAGAACUGGCAGAAGAUGCUGACAGAAGUCCUGCCCAGCAUCAUGGUGCAUAUCCUGCCUGUGUUUGCUGCAGGCAAGGACAGUCAACUGUGUACCACUGAACCCAUCAGGAGUAAAGUUAAGAUUGCUAACCAGUGUUAUGAAGCUUUGGAAAGGAUUUUGUCUCAACAGACUGUGUCCAUGUCCAUACCUCACCACCUGGACUGUAUAGUGCUGGAUGUCCUUAGGACAUUAUAUAACCCAGGAGACGACCAAACCGGUGGUUAUUUACCAGAGCCCAACCCACCUUACUUCAGCCAGGAGAUAAUAAGCAGUACAUUGGCAUACUUGACCAAGUGUCACGGAACUAAGGCUAAGAGUCUGGUAUCUCUGUUAGCUAAAACACAGGAUGGUAUUCAGAAGGUUCUCCUGCUGUUGUCUGUGGACAUUCAGAAAUGUCAUUGUGCACAUGAGAAGUUGAGGAAGCUACAGAUGUACGAGUUGUUCACAGGUCUCUUGAUGCAGGAAUUUCAUGAACAGUUAGGUGGGAGCUGGGCAUAUGUUCUGAGGCACACAAUACACUCACUGCUGCACAUUUUGAAGGUCUUUCCAACAAAGGCUAGCACAAGGAGUAGGUCAAGAGAGGAAGAGACAUUCAGUCAGGCAGUCUUCACCAAGGGCUGUGACAUGUUGAGACUGGUGUGUGACACUGGGAUGACAUCCUGUCCCCAGGAAAUGGACAAGUACCUUGCCGCCAUAGUUACAUCCAUAGUGCCAUAUGCAGAACUCGAGGGAGAAGUUGGAGAGAAAAGCCUAAGCCUGCUGAACUUCUUAGUGUUGGACAAUGUGUAUGUGUACAGAGACACGGUAGCUUUACUGGAGGUCUUCCCUGAUAAACCAGUCUUCUCAGCUCUUAUACACAAACAGCAAGAGGUCAAAUAUGGUGCUAAAAGUUUUACCAUUCAAGAGGAGCUGUCCAGUUUCCUGUCUGCACUGAAGUGCCUGGGAGAGCGUAACUGCAGAGAAGCUCUCGUACAUCUGAACCUGCAGCUAAAGAAUAGGAAGCUAGAACUGAUUGAAUUGCUAGAGAAAUCUGAUGGGGCCAUUCCAACCUUUUGUGAGGUGAUUUCGGAACUAGUGCACCUGUGCAGUUCAGGAGAUCACAGCAUUGCCCUGGAGGCUGCGGCUUGUCUUGGAGAGAUUGGCCCCACCCAACUUUCAGUCACCACCCUACCAAGAAGAGGCUAUCAGGAGAACUGGACACCCUUGUUAGAAAGAUACCAAGGGGAUGAAGUCCUCAGGAGAUAUUUCCUCAUUUUCCAUAAAUUGUCUGAAUAUACAAUUGCUGAGGAUGUAAGCACCCAACUAGCUGCUAAUAAAGUUUUGAAGUCCAUUCUGUCAACUAGAAGUGGUCAAGCUUUCUGCACUGACCACAGGAACAGACUGCAGGAAGUAGACCCACUGUUUCACUACCUGCAUCCCUUCAAAGCAGCCAAGAAAAAGUCCACCCAAGAUGACCAGUCACAGCAUGUCCAGCCACGGACCUCGCACCAUGUCUUGACUGACCAGUCCCUAUGGCUACCAGACCACCAGCAAACAUACACUGAAUGGCUAACCAAACUGACUUCUAGUUUGGCCGACUCAAAAUAUGUGCAGGAUGAAAUUCUACAGAGACUGGGGCCUAUAUGCAACACCAUGGUGAAGUUCUGUGAGCUGGUUCUGCCCUACCUCAUCCACAAUAUCCUGCUGUGUGGAGACGAGGACCAGAGGCAGGCAGUGUCUCAGCAGAUUGGCCGCGUGUUUGCUCUACACUGCAGUGCAGUGCAGGAACAGAAAAGCAGAACAACCACCCCAAUGAUGUCAGCCCCUGAGAGCAGCCCUAGAUGUUCCAAUGUGGACCAGAAGGUGGUGAAAGUCCUGCUGAAAGUGGUGCAAUAUCUGAGGCAGCAACAGCUCCCCACUCAGAAUAGAAGGUCCCGCAGUACUCUGUUUUACAAUAACUACUGGUUGAACCUGAACUUCCUGGAUGCUGCCAAAGCAGCCUUGACGUGUGGAGCGCCCUUCUCCACCCUGCUGUAUACUGAGAUAUGGUGGGAUAUGGAAAGAAACCAGGAUGUGGACAGCCCGAGUAGUUCUUCUGAAGACCAGCAGUCGCUGCCAUCGCGCCCACUGCCAGAUGGAGUGCAGGCACUCCUCCUGGAGGCAUACCGCAGUAUUGGCGACCCAGACGCUGUGUAUGGGUGUGGGGCCGGGCAACUGCCAGAUGUCAGCACUAGGAUUCAGACAUAUGAGCAUGAACAGAACUGGGAUAAGGCUCUGUUGGCGUAUGACCUGGAAAUGGAAAAUCCAAUUGUUGCCACACAAGCAGGGCUGUUAAAUUCUUUGCAGAGGUUUGGCACUGACCAUGUGUUGGACAUGUACCUGCGUGGCCUCCAGCAGGCAGGCUGGGAAGAAAACGAGGAGAUCCGAGAGCUGCAGUACCAAGCAGCUUGGAGGGCAGGGAAGUGGAGCACAGAGUUACCAGCCAGAGCGGAGUCCGGUUGUGGGUUCCACCAGGCAUUGUUCACCUGUCUUAAAGCAGUUAAGGACAGAGAUGGCGCCAGCCUGGAUAGGGCUAUAGAAGUGACUAGGCUAUCUGCUCUGAAGAACAUCAGCAGUUUCAAUAUGGAGAGUGUGCGCAACAUAUACCCAGGACUCAGCAGACUGCUGUGUGUGAGUUUGGUGGAGGACCUGGGCAGGCAGAGCCCAAGGAGUGUGAACACAGAGAGCCUUUUACACACCUGGUCAUCACAUAUCCAGAGUCUGGGCACUGACUUUGAGUUCCUGGGCCUUGCUUUGGAUGUUCAGCACACACUGCUCUCCAUCCUCAGUGAUCACAUGGGAGGGAACAGGUCAGCUGGUCAAGUAGUGACUGACCACCUGCAACUUGUGGCCAGGGUGGCCAGAGAGGCUGGGGUGUACCAGACAGGGGAGCGGUGUCUUCACCAGAUCAGGAAGCUGAUAGGUGUACACAGUGCUAUCAGUCCUGUGUGCCAGCUGGAGGAGGCCAGACUGUUCUGGGCCAGAGGAGAGGAGAAUAUUGCCAAAAACAUCAUGCAGGGACUGAUACAGGAAUUGAGCAGGGAGUGGCAAGAUGGCAGAGAGAGGCAGACACUGUACCCGCAGGUUCUUGGCUUGUUUGGGUCCUGGCUAGCACAAACCAAGUGCGAAAGUCCUAGAGUGGUGAUGGAGAAAUACUUGGAGAAGGCAGUUGAUGCCCUUGAAGAACUAGGCACAGAUGAUAAAAAUACCUGCUGUGAGGCCUAUCUGGCCCUGGCAAAGUUUGCUGAUGGCCAGUACAAGCAUAUAGUGGACUACUACAAGUCCAGCACCUAUGAGGCCAAGCAAGCCCAUGUUAGGAAUGCUAGGCAGGAGCUGGAACAACUGAAGAGUUUGGGGACCACUUCUGACUCAAGUCGUUACUGCCGCACACUGGACCAACAGGCUCGUAUUGAUGAAGUAGAGAUCAAUGAGAUGAAAGCUGACCGUGACAGAUUUCUACGCCAGGCCAUUGCUAACUACACCAAGUGUCUCCACCUAGGGGAUGAACAUGACAACCGCAUUUUCAGGGUGAUUGGGUUGUGGUUUGAGAAUAUACAGGAUGAGGCAGUCAAUACCCUGAUUGAGGACACUUGUAGAGUGCUACCUCCUCACAAGUUCCUGCCCUUGAUGUACCAGCUAGCAGCCAGGAUGAGCAAAGAAAAUGCUGGCAACUUCCAAACCACUCUGCAGAAGUUGAUCCUCCAGGUGGCAGCAGUUCACCCACACCACACCCUGCCUAUCAUCCUAGCGCUGGCCAAUGCCAACAGGGACGUGGAGCUGGCAGCACAGCAGAGGCAGACCAAGAAGCAACAGCUCUCACAAGCCAGUUCACUCCUUGAAGACCGUGCAGUAGCAGCCCAGAGUAUACUUGACCAGUGUAUGACCUCUGAGAGUGGUCAGCACAGACAGCUCAUUAAAGACCUGAAAACACUGGCCGAUGCCUACAUCCAGCUGGCCAACUUCAGUGUGGAAGCACACAAAAAGGAGACAAGGCCUAUUAAGAUACCUGCAGUCUUACUUAUUACAAAGUUGAAGAACUUGGAAUGUUGUGUUUUGACGGGUGAUAUCCAAGUGGACUUGACUGGUGAAUAUGGAGCACUGGCAAAGGUAGCAGGUUUUGAGCCCACUUAUAAACUAGCAGGGGGCAUCAACCUGCCCAAGAUUAUCUACUGUAUUGGCUCUGAUGGCAAAAGGAUGAAACAGUUGACAAAGGGUCGCGAUGAUUUGCGUCAGGAUGCUGUGAUGCAGCAAGUAUUUGGGUUGGUGAAUACAUUACUGAAGAAAGACAAAAAUGCUGGAAAACACAAACUUCAAGUCAAAACAUACAAGGUGGUACCCCUCUCCCGGCGUAGUGGUCUGGUAGAGUGGUGUGAGGGCACGCAGCCACUGGGAGAGUACCUAGCGGGUAGUGAUGGUGCCCAUCAGAGAUACUAUCCAGAAGACUGGACAUUCAUUCAGUGUAGAAAGAGGCUACAAGCAAUUAAAGAACCUAAGGAGAGACUACCAGCUUACUUGGAAGUAUGUCGCCAUUUUCAGCCAGUUUUCCGUCAUUUCUUCCUGGAAAACUUCCUAGACCCAGCAGAGUGGUAUGACAGGAGACAGGCAUAUAUCAGGAGUGUGGCUACCACUUCUAUAGUUGGAUACAUCCUUGGACUUGGUGAUCGUCAUAUUCACAACAUCCUCAUAGACUGCACUACAGCACAGCUGGUGCAUAUAGACCUGGGUGUUGCAUUUGAGCAAGGCAAGAUCUUACCCACUCCAGAAACAGUCCCAUUCCGCCUGACCAGAGACAUAGUGGAUGGCAUGGGGAUCACUGGCGUGGAAGGAGUCUUCAGAAAGAGUUGUGAGAAGACAAUGGAGGCCAUGCAUCAGUCCCAGGAAGCCCUUUUGACUAUCCUGCAGGUGCUGCUGUAUGACCCUCUCUAUAUGUGGACCAUCUCCCCCCUCAAGGCUAUGGCACUACAGAGGACCAGGCAGGAGACAGAGGCCACAGAACUCAAUACUAGCACCACAGCAGUGGCAGAGGCUCAGAUACCAGGUCAAGUGAACCCUGACAAUAAUGUGAACCAGAUGGCAGAGCGAGUGCUACUGAGGCUACAGCAGAAGUUACAGGGGAUCGAAGAAGGUCUACAGCUCAGUCUCAAAGGCCAGGUGAACUAUCUGAUACAGCAGGCUGUGGAUACACACAACCUCAGCAGAGUUUUUCCAGGAUGGAUGCCCUUUAUGUAACUCUGAUAGGAGUACCCUACUCUAUGCCAGUUUUUAACAAACAGCUUGGAAGUCUAGCAUUAUUAGUUGCUAAAAUUGGAAGCUCUUGGCACACUUGUAAACGAAAAGACUGACAGACCAGCAAAUUGUACAUUUAGGGGUUAUUGCAUGUGCAUGCAGAACACUGUUGAUGCCAGUUAGGUGCUUAUGGUGUUUUUGUUUUUGUCUAUUCAUGUGAAAAAAAAAUGGCUGUUUUAAUUCAUUAAUUGUGUCAUUAAUGUUUCAACAUCUAUUGAUUCAUGCGAGUGAAAAAAUUAAUAGUCAAAACUUCUGUUAGGAAGAACAUUGAUGAACACACUGUAUUCAAAAUUUUCUCAGAUCGUGAGAAAUUGCAAAAAAAAAAAAAGUGCAGUAUUAGAGAAUGGUGCUUCCCACAUCUUGUGAACAGUCAGAUUUUAUGCAAGCAUUUAACAGCCAUUUAGAACUGUUGAACAUUUUAAAAAGUGACAACGUAGAAUACCAUUUCACUGUGAAAAAAACUAAAUUUUUUAAAUAUUUUUCAUGAUUAAUGGAUAUAAGAUUCUCAUUUGAAAGAAAAAGCAUAAAACACAUAACACACACCAAUUUUUUUUUCAAAUUAACAAUGUUUAUUGCUGAUAAGUGUUUGUUUUACAAACGAUAACCAUUUUGAUGAGAAAAAUAAAUAUCCUAUGUCAAGAAAACAUUGCAUCUAUUUAGAAUCUAUAUCUACAUUUUUACAGAGCAUGCAGAUGUUUAGGAUAGCACCAAAUUUACCCAACAUCAGAAGAGAUCUCCUAUUUAGACGUCAAACCAUUAACAGCUAGUCUCUAUCUAUUCCCUGCAUUCAGCAAACAUCCCCCUAUCAGUUCAUUUGGAAUGAGUUAGCUGUGAAUAAGUCAAUCCCAAUAUGGUCGUAAUAUAUGUGCAUUAAAAAAUGCAAGCGUCCUUGUAUUAUAUACGUGAACUUUCUGUCUGGAAUGGCAAUGAAAAGUUACAGGAAUAAGUAUUGAGGGGAAUGUUUGAAUAAAGAUGAAACUGACUUUAAGAAGGAAUGGUUUUUGUAUAGUAGUAAAUGCAGACA
This is a messenger RNA of Lingula anatina, 11593 nucleotides long. RefSeq names its product serine-protein kinase ATM. Gene Ontology annotation, biological process: DNA damage response. Gene Ontology annotation, molecular function: protein serine/threonine kinase activity. The record is from RefSeq and is a predicted model, not a curated record. Lineage: Eukaryota; Metazoa; Brachiopoda; Lingulata; Lingulida; Lingulidae.